AUGGUGUCGAAGGCGGACCUCCUGGCGGUGACGAUGAUGUUCGCCUACAUGAAUCCCAAGCAAUCACCCGAACACCUGGACACGCCUCUGAAGCAAUUAAGAAAGGAGUACGACUACAUCAUCGUGGGCGGUGGCUCAGCAGGCUCUGUGUUGGCCAACCGCCUGUCGCAAGACCCCUCGCACCGGGUCCUGUUGCUUGAGGCCGGCGGCGUCGAGGACUCGGUGACGGACGUGCCUAUGCUGGCCUCCGUCAGCCACCACACGGACAUCGACUGGAGCUUCGUCGCCGAGCCGCAAGAGGGCUGCUCGUUCGCACUCAGGGAACAGAAACCUGUGUGGACUCAGGGCAAAGUUCUGGGGGGCAGCAGCGUGCUCAACUUCAUGAUCUACAACCGAGGCAACCGGCGCGACUACGACACUUGGGCGGCAGGCGGAGCCACCGGUUGGUCAUACGACGAGGUGCUGCCCUACUUCAAGAAGUCCGAAGACAAUACCAAUGCCAGCUAUGUGGCUAACGGCUUCCACGGCACCGGCGGCGAGUUGACGGUCAGUUCGGCCGAGUACCAAACGUACGUGCUGGAGGCAUUCCUGAAGGCGGGACAGGAACUGGGCUACAACGUGGUGGACGCCAACGCAGGGCAGCAAACAGGUUUCUGUCCCAACCAGUUCACUAUGCGAGGCAAAGAACGCUGGUCGACAUCCAAAGCGUUCGUGAUUCCUGUCGCCGGAGAGCGUCCGAACUUGCAGAUCUCCCUUUUCUCUAUGACCACAAGGCUACAGUCCGAUAUCAACAAGGUCCUCUUCGAAGAAAAGCGUGCCGUGGGCGUGACAUUCCUGAAGGACGGUGUCGAGCAAACCGCGCUGGCCACAAGAGAAGUCAUCCUGUCCGCGGGAGUUGCGAAUUCACCAAAGCUGCUCAUGCUGUCCGGUGUCGGACCGAAGGACCACCUCAACGAACUCAAGAUCCCCAUCGUUGCUGACCUGCCGGUGGGCAGCGAUCUUCAGGACCACGUGAUAGUUGGCGGUAUCGGCGUGCACCUGCGAGAUCCAUACAACAUUGGAGUGUCGGGAGUCAAGGCAGCACUGGACUACUACCGCUACAACACAGGUGCGUGGACACUUCCUGGUGGAGCAGAGGCUGUGGCUUUCGUCAAGACGAAGUACGCAAACGCGAGCGACGACUAUCCAGACGUGGAGAUCAUGCUGAUCGGCGUGCCGCCGAGCUCUUCCUUCGUCGAGACGUACCUGACCGGACAGGGGCUCAAGCAGGAGGUGUACGACCAGUACUACAAGCCUUUCCGAGGCGAGCCGUCCUUCCAGAUGAUCCCGAUGGUGAUGCGGCCCAAGUCGCGGGGAUUCGUCAAGCUGCGUUCGGCCGACCCCUUCGACGCGCCGGUCAUUGACCCGCGCUACUACAGCCACCCAGAUGAUGUGGACGUCAUUGUGGAAGGGCUUAAAGUGUGCAAGCAGAUCGCCGACUCCGAGGCAUUCCGUGCGCACGGCGGCAAGUUCUGGACGGUCCCGUUCCCGGGCUGCGAGCAGCACCUGCAGUUCAGCGACGAGUACUGGCGCUGCCUGGCGCUGUCCUUCGCGGCCACUGCGGCGCAUCCGGCGGGCACGUGUCGCAUGGGCAGCGACCCCCUCGCCGUCGUCGACCCUCGACUCAGGGUGCGCGGAGGCGUGAGUGGACUUCGCGUAGUGGAUGCCUCCGUCAUACCGGACAUGCUGUCAGGUCACCUGAAUGCGCCGGUCAUGAUGAUCGCCGAGAAAGCCGCUGACAUGAUAAUGGAGGAUGCCAGAAACAGCAUUCAAUUGGGAAGCAGAGUGGUGGCAUCCAGCUUGCAGGAGGCGCCAGUCGGUGAAGGCACAGUCUUUGCUUCGGCCACAGCCUCACCCAUGUGUUCUCCUAUCUCGUUCUGGUUGUGUAUGAUGGCGUUGCUUGUGCCGCUGCUGUGUACGCAUUCAAUGGCGCAUCGAUAAGAUCUCCGGGAAAUUAUCUGCAGUAUGGGCUCUCUCGCCCUGGCCUACCAUAGCCGAAAAGUACAGAUCAACGUAUCUGUGACCACCGCAUACACAGCCUUAUAUCGAUGAACAAUUCCAUCUUUACUGCCAUUUCAACGUCUGUCAUGAUUCGAAGGUGCGUAAAUAUUAGAGUUGAAGACAGCAUAUACUCGCAAUGCGUGUUCGUUUGUCGAAACUUUGUCACAAUCAGUGCAGGAAACUGGCCAUGUAGGCACAUCAGGAACCUUCAUUCAUGCAUUGGAAAGUCCCCGUGGCACACAUACUGUCGGCACGACGAGGUUACAGAGAGGGCCUUCAGUUAGAGUAAUUUGCAAAUAACCAGGAACGCAACCUAUUACUCAUUCACCGAUCAUAUUAUGGGCUUAUAUUAUCAAAAACAACCAUAAAUUUUACAAACAUUUGAGUGGUUGCAAAUACAAAUUCCUAAGCGAGCUGUCGCGGGGAAAUGAACAUUUUAAUGAAUAAUUUGUCAUCACAUAAAGAAGUUUUAAAAUAUUUGUCACUUUUACUCACUUAUAUUUUAAACGACACCAUCCGAGUGCUUUCUGCACACACCUGUACGAACAUGCAGGCCUUCUUGGACACCGCUUUAAUUCCGUUGUAUUCAAGUAAGACGCACCAUAAAAGGUAAAGUUAUCAGCCCAAAUAGGAGACGAACAGUGCAAAGCUCCCGCUCUUAGCAUAAGCCAUUUUCACUGCCAUAGAGCAGUAAAGAGAGCGAUAUUUUUACCUUGUAACCGGUAAAUAAAGAGGGCAGUUUAUUCUGCUGGUGUGCGUCACUGCUUGUAGAAUAUUUCCGGUGGUGAAAUCGAAUAGCUUUCUAGAAGUGCUCGGCGAUUUCCUUACAUUGCCAGUCAUCGUCGAUGUCUUCUGCACAAUUCAUUUUAUUCUAGAGCAUGUCAUUUGCUUCAGUGCACAAUACAAUGAAGAAAGAAGAGAUAGCCGUAAGAGAAGACUGAAAGAAGACUGCAGCCUUAAUUACCUACUUUGGAGCAAUUGACCGCAAAAGCUGGGUAAUCGGCAAAGGCUGCUCACGCUGUGCAGACCUAUACGCAGUGAGAACGAAAGGGUGCGGUACGUGGUUUGUGAUGUUAGAGGUUAGUAUAGCAAAGCUUUUUCGAGAAAAAAUUCUUGGUUUCGACAAAUUUAGCAAAGUAUUAGUGUCAAGAAAAAAACCUUCCUGCUUGUAGGAAGCAGAUUUAUCUACGUGAUACACAGGAAAAUAAAAUCCAGCUUAGCUAUGGCUAAUAAUUACGACAGAUGUAACGUAGGUGGGAACGAUUUCUCAGUAAAUACAGGUGAACCAGUGUAGAGAGGUAAAGAUGAGGUGGAAAGUGAUGGGUGGUACUGUGUUGAGGAGCCGAGGCGAAAAGUGAGCAGCGGCGGGUACUGACGUCAAGUUCGUGGCCUUGCCCGAUGUGUGUCGUUGAUUGCGAUUCAAGUAAAUCACGCGACCUGCUCCUACACUGCAGUGUUUUGUAGCUCAUAUGUUAGUUUGUUAACGUAACGAGAAUUAAUGCGCCUAAUUACAGCUCGCAAUGAUUUAUUUAGGCUAUGAGAGUCAUCGGCAUCUACUAGCUUUUGAUUUUGCCCCAACUCACGACCAAUGUCAUGACCCAGCUCUGGAAAUCGAUGAGCCUUUUGGCAUUCGUUGGAAAAAAAUUUACUGCGUAAGCUCAAUACCACUUAUACCGCAUAGUAAGGGAAUUACGUAUCUGUAAAAAUGGUGGUUACCGUUCUUUUCGGUGGUGUGUUGUGGUGUCAUUGUGCUGAUAUAUUUUAGUCAUUGAUUUCGUUGUUUUGUUUUCUCGGGCUGUGUUGUUAAAUUAGCUGAUUGUUGUUAAAUGGAUUGUUGUGAGCUAUAGCUGCUCGCCUUCGUUAUCUGUCAUGUUCGCCACGUCUCUUUCCAAAUCCAUACCAACUUGCUCACAUUGGCUGGUUGCUGCAAUAUAAUCAGCUCUUUGUCCUUCAUGAUCACAAACAACUGCUGCUGCCCAUUUUCAUUGUGUUGUCAACCAUACGCUGAGCAUUGUUGUUGCAUAUCAACCUCAUGGAAUUCAUAUUUACAUUGCUGUUCGUGCUUCCGCAACCCUUGAUACUCUGCGAAGAAAAUAAAGUAAAUGUCUGAUGUU
Messenger RNA from Dermacentor andersoni, 4154 nucleotides. Its product is annotated as glucose dehydrogenase [FAD, quinone]-like. The record is from RefSeq and is a predicted model, not a curated record. NCBI's taxonomy places the organism in Eukaryota, Metazoa, Arthropoda, Arachnida, Ixodida, Ixodidae. Gene Ontology annotation, molecular function: oxidoreductase activity, acting on CH-OH group of donors; flavin adenine dinucleotide binding.